AUGUGUUGCCUGCAAGCUCUUGCGUUGCCGGGUUAUUACGCACAGGCAGCGACGAUUGUUGAUAACGCCACGCUCAAUAUCAAUGCCUCGACUGCAGCG
This is a messenger RNA of Didymodactylos carnosus, 99 nucleotides long. The record is from the annotation of a GenBank genome assembly. Lineage: Eukaryota; Metazoa; Rotifera; Eurotatoria; Philodinida; Philodinidae.